AUGGCAUCACCUUACCCUCCGUCAAAUUCAUAUUCUCCGGCUGAAAUAGGGUCUGGGCCUAACAAAACCGUUUCCGACUUGCCCCAGGCUCAAGUGGACGCCAUAAUUCGCACGAAGCGCAAGGCUCGAGAACCGAAAGCCUGCUACCCGUGCCAUGCGCGUAAGGUGAAGUGCGAUCGAAACUUGCCGUGCGAUGGAUGUGUCAAGCGUGAUCAUGCUGAUCUCUGCUCCUACGAAAGACCCUCCAAAAAGCGGUCACAGGCUCUAACGGAGAGCCCAAUUGGUGCUGCUUCUGCAUCAUCCAUGACAGAGCAAGCAACCUAUAGCUACGAGGGAACCCCAUCACAUGUGAAAACAGAGCCCUUUCCGAUUCGCGACAGUGGCAUCACCCCAGGCGCCCGUGUAUCAAUCGCUCGUGACGAAUGGGACAAUGUACGCAACCGCCUGCGCGAAAUGGAGUCCACCAUAUCGUCUUUGCGCAUGGGUCUUGAACGGGCCGAGGAAACACCCGCUGCUUUAGACUCCGGCAGUGUACAGAGUGGGGAUGCAAGUUCCCGGUCAAAGAAUGCUUCACCCGAACGCGAGGGCAUUCAUGCGGCGAACACUCUUGGCCAGGGUACCGUCCAUUUAGGAUCACGAUCGGUCCUGGCGUAUAUAUUGAACAAUAAGUCGGGGUCCGAUCAACUCCAGGCACUCCUCGAGGGUGGAAUACUCCCCAAGUUAGGACUCGAUAAUGAAUCAGCAACUUAUCCGUUUGUUGACCUGUGGUCGACAGAUAUGUCAUCGUUUGAUAUUAGCGCUGUCUGCAGCGCACUUCCAAUUGAUCAACAAUGCAGAGAGUUCUUUUUCUACUACAAGGACAUCGCAGGAGCCAUUUACCCCGUCCUUGAAGAUGUCGAAGCCUUUGAGAACACACUCGAGCUACUCAUGCAGAGCAGAGCAGCAUCUGGUGGAAUUUACCGAAAGGAAGCCAACGCAGCACAACCACCAUUUGGAGUAAGCGUCGCCUAUUUGGGCCUAUUGUUCGCCGUUUUAGCAUCUGGUUGCCAGUCAUCCAACAUGGGCAGCAAGGAGAGAGAAUUGACUUCUCAGUGUCUUCGCAUGACCAAUUUUCUAUCCCAGCCCACAAUUGAAGCCAUCCAAACGCUUUUGGUCAUUGGAAAUGUAUUGUCUUAUAACAUGAAUCCUGGAAUCUCAUAUGUGCUGUUGGGCAUGACUCUUCGUAUGGGCUUAGCGCUGGGCCUGCAUGUGGAAUCAAGCAGAUUCUCACCAGCUGAGCGAUACCGUCGGCGACACACUUGGUGGUCUAUGGCAUGGCAAGACAGCCAUUUUUCGCUUUCCUAUGACCGCCCUUCCACUACAGCGGUGAGCCAGCCAGAUAUCGCAUACUUAGAUGGGUAUAGACCGGGUGAUCUCACUUAUUUUGAAACCCUCUCCCGCAUCAUGUCAUUGGCUUUGGAAGUUGUUCGCACUCGAAUGCUCAGUGCGCAUUCACAAAUGACCUUUGAAAACUUCCAGGGCUACAAAGAAAGGAUUCAAAAAGUCAUGAACGAAGCCAAGCCAUAUCUGCGGGAAAGCCAAUGGUGUACGACAUCAAAAGAUCAUCUGGAGCGUGUUGUGCUUAAACUCCACUCCUCCUAUUUCUCUUCCGAGCUUUGUCGACCUGCACUCAAGCUGACAGCCAAUACCUCUGGCCCGAGCAAUUCCAGUAUGCGCGAAGACUGCGUGGCUAACCUGAUGGUAACUGUAGAGGCCUAUGUUGAAAUGCACAACAUCAGCCCCGUCGCAUCCCGAUCCUGGAUUGCGUUACAACGAGCAAUCAGUUCCGCUUUUCUUCUAGCUGUUGUCGAAGAGUCGAAGUCCAAUCCGAAUGUCUGGGAACUUCUACGACAAUUGGAAGGUAUAAUUGCCGAACGAGCCAGCAGUGAACAGGCAUAUAGCAACAACGGAGUCAAUGGCGGCACAAACAACAUGACCUCUCCAACCACCUACGAUCCAAUCACAGGCGCCACAAAUACCACCGACUCAAAUUUCCCUGCGGGCAAUGCCCCGGAAACUUCUUCACAGUGGGCCAAGUCGCUAGCCAAAACCCAUCGCGCUUUGCAGAAACUUCUCACAGCAUUUGGGAAUCUGCCGCCGCGGCCUGGAAGUGUACGAAGUCCUGCUGCAUACCCACCACAGCUUAAUCAGAACUCCAUUCACGUUGCACACGGCGGCUUUGUUCCUCCAACAGCAUCAGCCCUGACACCUAGUGUUAGCUCCCUCCCACCUCCUACUCCAGAGAGCUCAGGAAGUGGCGAGUGGUCAAUACCCAACCUCCUUGAUCGUGCAUCGGAAUAUAUUCAUCCACCCCUUUGGGACUAG
Molecule: messenger RNA, 2364 nt
Organism: Penicillium taxi
Lineage: Eukaryota; Fungi; Ascomycota; Eurotiomycetes; Eurotiales; Aspergillaceae
Product: putative C6 transcription factor
Exons: 4
Coding region: 1-2364 (787 amino acids)
Biological process (GO): regulation of DNA-templated transcription; DNA-templated transcription
Molecular function (GO): DNA binding; zinc ion binding; carboxy-lyase activity
Source: RefSeq, a predicted model, not a curated record